AAAGAGAUAGAGAAUCAAAGAAGCAGGAGAAAUUCAGAGAGGACGCAGGGAGUAGUAAAGAUCGCCAUUGUCAGAAGCCGGCAGGAGCAGAAACUAAGGAAAACUAGAUAAAGGGACCUGGAGUGGAUACAUCAUUAGCGACUGAUAGACUAUUUCGUGCGUGUGCCAAGGGUAGCCAAGCAUCAGACAGAGAAACUCAGACCAUGGAGGAGAUAGUAAUAGCUGGAAUUUCAGGCCGACUGCCUGAGUCUAACAACCUGGAGGAGUUUUGGGAGAACCUCUUCAAUGGUGUGGACAUGGUGACCGAGGAUGACAGGAGGUGGAAGCCAGGUUUGUACGGCUUGCCCCGGCGAAACGGAAAACUGAAGGAGAUCAAUAAAUUUGAUGCCUCUUUUUUUGGAGUUCACCCUAAGCAAGCCCACACCAUGGACCCCCAGCUCAGAAUCAUGUUAGAGGUCGCAUAUGAAGCCAUUGUAGAUGGAGGUAUAAACCCGGUGUCCAUGCGUGGUUCUAAGACGGGAGUGUACAUUGGCGUCAGUGGUACAGAAGCUGGAGAGGCUUUCAGCCGUGACCCAGAGGAGCUUUUGGGGUACAGCAUGACAGGCUGCCAGCGCGCCAUGUUCGCCAACCGACUUUCGUACUUCUUCGACUUCAACGGCCCCAGCACUUCCAUCGACACGGCCUGCUCCUCAAGCCUGCUGGCCCUGGAGAACGCCUUCAAUGCCAUCCGACAUGGACAAUGCGACGCUGCCCUGGUGGGCGGGGUCAACCUGCUGCUCAAGCCAAACACCUCUGUGCAGUUCAUGAAACUGGGCAUGCUCAGUCCCAAUGGCACCUGCAAGUCUUUUGACUCCUCAGGUGACGGGUACUGUCGCUCAGAGGCAGCCGUGGCUGUGCUGCUGACCAGGAGGUCUAUGGCAAGGAGAGUAUACGCCACAGUCCUCAACGCUGGCAACAACACAGACGGCUACAAGGAACAAGGUGUGACCUUCCCUUCAGGAGAGAUGCAGCAGCGUCUGGUACGCUCUCUCUACCAGGAGGCCAACAUCUCUUCUGAGCAAGUCGAGUACAUUGAGGCCCACGGCACAGGCACCAAGGUCGGUGACCCUCAGGAAGUGAAUGGCAUUGUCAGCGUCUUCUGCGAGUCCAGGCAGGAACCUCUUCUGAUUGGCUCCACCAAAUCCAACAUGGGCCACCCUGAGCCAGCAUCUGGCCUGGCUGCUCUCGCCAAGGUUGUCCUGUCCAUGGAGCAUGGCGUGUGGGCCCCCAACAUCCACUACAAAGACCCCAACCCCGACAUCCCCGCGCUGACGGACGGCAGGCUGCGGGUGGUCUCCGAGCCCCUCCCCGUAAAGGGCGGCAUCGUCGGCAUCAACUCCUUCGGCUUUGGGGGCUCCAACGUGCACAUCAUCCUGCGACCCCCCGGGCUCCCGGGUCCACCCCCCACGCCCCAGGAGGCCCCUGCUGUGCCCAGGCUCCUGCAGGUGUGCGGGCGCACGGAGGAGGCUGUUCGAGAGCUCAUGCAGACUGCUAAGGACAACAGCGCCAACGACAGCUUCCUGAGCGUGCUCAACGAGGUGUCGGGCAUGCCCACCGCAGCGAUGCCUUACCGGGGCUACUCUCUGAUUGGCAGCCCUUCGGACGUGUCAGAGGUCGAGCAGGCGCAGGCCACGCCCAGACCUAUCUGGUACAUUUGCUCAGGGAUGGGCACGCAGUGGGCGGGCAUGGGCCGCAGCCUCAUGCAGCUGCAGGGGUUCCGGGAGUCCAUCCUGCGCUCGGACACGGCGCUCCAGGACACCGGCCUCUGCGUGUCGCGCCUCCUGAUGGAGGCCGACGAGAGCACCUUCGAGGACACCGUGCACGCCUUCGUGGGCCUGGCCGCCAUCCAGAUCGCUCAGAUCGACCUGCUCCAGACCAUGGGCCUGCAGCCGGACGGCAUUGUGGGCCACUCGGUGGGCGAGCUGGCUUGCGGCUAUGCCGACGGCUCCCUCAGUCACCACGAGGCCAUCCUGGCGGCCUACUGGAGAGGGCGGAGCAUCAAAGAGGCCAACCUGCCCCCUGGGGGUAUGGCUGCAGUAGGCCUGACAUGGGAGGAGUGCAAGGCCCAGUGCCCACAGGGAGUGGUGCCAGCGUGCCACAACGCUGAGGACACCGUCACCAUCUCCGGCCCACAGGAGUCUGUCAGCCAGUUUGUGGCGCACCUCAAGGAGACUGGAGUGUUUGCCAAGGAAGUGCGCAGUGCAGGUGUGGCCUUCCACUCUUACUACAUGGCCUCAAUCGCCCCGGCCCUGCUGGCUGCGCUCAAGAGGGUGAUAAAGAACCCAAAGCCCAGGACCGCCCGCUGGAUUAGCACCUCCAUCCAGCAGACGGAGUGGGAGAGCCCCCUGGCGCUCUACUCCUCUGCAGAGUACCACGUGAACAACCUGGUGAGCCCCGUGCUGUUCCAGGAGGGCCUGAGCCUGGUGCCCGACAACGCCGUGGUGGUGGAGAUCGCCCCACACGCCCUGCUGCAGGCGAUCCUGAAGCGCAGCCUGAAGCCCACCUGCUCCAUCCUGCCCCUGAUGAAGAGGGGACAUGCCAACAACCUGGAGUUCUUCCUCUCCCACAUCGGCAAGGUCUACAUGCACGGGAUAAACGUGGACAGCAACAAGCUAUAUGCUCCUGUAAGUUACCCAGUUCCCGUCGGCACCCCUCUGAUCUCCCCCCACAUCGGCUGGGACCACUCACAGGACUGGGACGUCCCACGCCCCGAGGACUUCCCCACCGGGUCUGGGGGCUCCUCCUCCGCAACAGUCUACAACAUCGACGUGAACCCCGAGUCACCGGACUACUACAUGACGGGACACUGCAUCGACGGGCGAGUGCUGUACCCGGCCACCGGCUACCUGGUGCUGGCCUGGAGGACCCUGCUGCGGAGCCUGGGGGCUGUGAUGGAGCAGACCCCCGUCAUCUUCGAGGACGUCACCAUCCACCGCGCCACCAUCCUGCCAAAGACCGGCUCGGUCCAGCUGGAGGUCCGCCUCAUGCCCGCGACCAACAAAUUUGAGGUGUCGGAGAAUGGCAACCUCACGGUCAGCGGCAAAGUCAGCGUGCUGGAGGACAAGGCCAUGGACACCUUCCUCUCUCAGAUGAGCCAGCCCGUGGACGGGCCCGAGGAGAGCGACCCGAAAAUGCGCCUGACGGCCAGCGACAUCUACAAAGAGCUGCGUCUGAGGGGCUACGACUACGGCAAAACCUUCCAGGGCAUCCUGGAGUCCAACAAUGCGGGGGACCGUGGCAAGCUGGAGUGGAGCGAUAACUGGGUGACCUUCCUGGACACCAUGCUGCAGAUGAUGGUGGUGGGCCUGGCGGGCCGCAGCCUGCGUCUGCCCACCCGCAUCCGCUCCGUCUGCGUGGACCCCGCGCUGCACGCCGAGAGGGUGCAGGACUACGCCGAGGGCAAGAGAGCUGUGAGCGUGCAGGUGAACCGCUGCCUGGACAGCAUGGAGGCGGGGGGAGUCCAGAUCUGCGGCCUCCACGCCACGGUGGCGCCGCGGCGCCAGCAGCAGCAGAGCCCGCCCACGCUGGAGGAGUUCGUGUUCGUGCCGUUCGCUGACGACGAGUGCCUGAGGAGCAGCGAGAAGCUGGCGGAUCAGCUGAGGCACUGCAAAGGUCUGAUCCACAGGCUGCAGAGGAAGCUGGCUCAGCAAGGGGUGAAGAUCUCCAUCCCCGGCCUGGAGGGGGCGACGGAGGGCCAGCUGAUCGAGGCGGAGUCUGAGAAGGGCCUGCUGCGGCUGCUGUCCGUGCUGUGCGGGCUGGAGCUGAACGGGAACCUGCGCUCGGAGCUGGAGCAGACUGUGCAGAAGGAGAGGGACUGCCUGCUGCAGGACCCCCUGCUGGGCGGCCUGCUGGACUCCCCCGCCCUGCGCCACUGCCUGGACAUCACCCUGGAGAACGCCACGCCCGGCCGGAUCAAAGUGCUGGAGGCUCUGGCCGGUGACGGACGCAUGUUCUCCCGAGCCGUCGGCCUCCUGAACAUCCAGCCCAUGCUGCGCUUGGACUACACCGCCACCGACGUCGCCGCCGACCUGCUGACCCCCCAGCAGGCCUCUCUGGAUGACCUGGGCGUCUCCGCCGGCCAGUGGGACCCCCUCAGCGGCCCCGCCCCCGGCAACAUGGGCGGAGCCGACCUGGUGAUGUGCAACUGCGCUCCCGGCCCCCUGCCCAACCCGGCCGAGGUCCUGGGGAACCUUGUCUCGGGGGUGAAGGAGGGAGGGUUUGUGCUGCUGCACACCCUGCUGAAGGGGGAUACGCUGGGCGAAACGGUGGCCUUCCUGACCGCGCAGGACCGCCAGCAGGACCUGCUGACACAGGCGGAGUGGGAGAAGGCCUUCGGUCAGGCUGCUCUCAGCGUGGUUGCCGUGAGGAGGUCCUUCUACGGCUCUGCGCUCUUCCUGUGUCGCCACAAGGCCCCCAGCAAACAGCCCAUCUUCCUCUCUGUCGAUGCAAUGGACUACCAGUGGGUGGAAACUCUCAAGUCCACCCUGGCCCAGGCCUCAGACAGCCCCCUGUGGCUCACGGCAGCUCAGGGAAACUCCGGAGUGGUGGGGAUGGUCAACUGCCUCAGGCAGGAGCCUGGCGGCAACCGGAUAAGGUGUGCGUUUGUGUCCAACCUGAGCAAGGCGUCGUCCGCCCCCUCUCUGGACCCCUCCCACAAGGACAUGCAGGCUGUCCUGGAGAAGGACCUGAGUGUGAAUGUGUACCGUGAUGGACAGUGGGGUGUCUUCAGACACCAGCUCAUUCCACAGGAGCUGAACGAGGAGCUGACGGAGCAGGCCUAUGUGAACGUGCUGACGCGUGGGGACCUGUCCUCUCUGCGCUGGAUCGUCUCUCCCCUGCGCCACUUCACCCCCAGCAACCCCAAUAUCCAGCUCUGCCGCGUCUACUACUCCUCCCUCAACUUCAGGGACAUCAUGCUGGCCACCGGCAAGCUGCCGCCCGACGCCAUUCCAGGAGACCUGGCGCUGCAGCAGUGCAUGCUGGGAAUGGAGUUCUCCGGGCGCGACCCCAGCGGGCGUCGCGUGAUGGGCCUGCUUCCCGCCAAGGGCCUGGCCACCUGCGUGGACGCUGACAAGCGCUUCCUUUGGGACGUGCCGUCCAGCUGGACUCUUGAGCAGGCCGCCUCGGUGCCGGUGGUCUAUGCCACGGCGUACUACGCCCUGGUGGUGCGCGGGCGCCUGCGUCCGGGGGAGAGCGUUCUGAUCCAUUCGGGCUCCGGCGGCGUGGGCCAGGCGGCCAUCGCCAUCGCCCUGAGCCAGCGAUGCCGCGUCUUCACUACCGUCGGCUCUGCGGAGAAGCGGGCCUACCUGCAGGAGCGUUUCCCCCAGCUGAAUGUAGAGUCUUUCUCCAACUCCAGAGAUACCAGCUUCGAGCAGCACGUGCUGCUGCACACACAGGGCAAAGGAGUGGACUUGGUGCUGAACUCUCUGGCGGAAGAGAAGCUGCAGGCCAGUCUGCGUUGCCUGGCCCGACACGGACGCUUCCUGGAGAUUGGAAAAUACGACCUUUCCAACAACUCUCCCCUCGGCAUGGCGCUCUUCCUGAAGAAUGUGGCCUUCCACGGCAUCCUGCUGGACGCCCUGUUUGAGGAGGGGAACCGCGAGUGGGAGGAGGUGUCGGAGCUGCUGAAGGGCGGGAUCUCCAGCGGCGUGGUCCAGCCCCUGCGCACCACAGUGUUCGAGAGGAACCAGGUGGAGGAGGCCUUCCGGUACAUGGCCCAGGGCAAGCACAUCGGCAAGGUCCUUCUGCAGGUGCGAGGCGAGGAGAAAGGAGCAGGCGUGCAGCCCGUGCCUCUCUCUCUUCCUGCUAUCUGCCGUACUUCCUGUCCUGCCACCCACUCUUACAUCAUCACCGGAGGCCUGGGCGGCUUUGGCCUGGAGCUCGCUCAUUGGCUGACGGAGAGGGGGGCCCGCAAACUAGUGCUGACGUCUCGCUCCGGCAUCCGCAACGGUUACCAGGCCAAGCGGGUUCGUGAGUGGCAGGGGAUGGGCGUCCAGGUCCUGGUGUCCACCAGUGACGUCACCACCAUGGAGGGAACACAGCGCCUCAUUUCUGAGGCUGCCAAACUGGGCCCCGUUGGGGGACUCUUCCACCUCGCCAUGGUCCUGAAAGACGGAAUGCUGGAGAACCUGACUCCUGAUCACUUCCUGGAUGUCAACAAACCUAAAUACAAUGGAACCAUUCACCUGGACAGGGUGACCAGGCAGCUGUGUCCGGAGCUCAGCUGCUUCGUGGUGUUCUCCUCCGUGAGCUGUGGCCGCGGGAACGCUGGCCAGAGCAACUACGGCUUCGCCAACUCCACCAUGGAGCGCAUCUGCGAGCAGAGGCGGCACGACGGCCUGCCCGGCCUGGCCGUGCAGUGGGGCGCCAUCGGCGACGUGGGCGUGGUCCUGGAGACCAUGGGCGGCAACGACGCCGUCAUCGGCGGGACGCUGCCGCAGCGCAUCGCCUCCUGCAUGGAGGUCCUGGACCGCUUCCUGAACCAGCAGCGUCCCGUCAUGUCCAGCUUCGUGCUGGCCGAAAGGGCGGCGGCCGCCAAGACCGAGGGGGCGGGGCAGAGGGACCUGGUGGAGGCAGUGGCCCACAUCCUGGGCGUGCGAGACGUCAGCAGCCUUAACGCAGACGCCUCGCUGGCGGACCUGGGCCUGGACUCCCUGAUGGGCGUGGAGGUGCGGCAGACGCUGGAGCGCGACUACGACAUCGUCAUGGCGAUGAGGGAAAUCCGCCAGCUGACCAUCAACAAGCUGCGUGACCUGUCCAGCCAACAGGGCCGCACCGAAGAGCCCAGGUCAUCGCCUCUGAAGAGGGCCAGUGCUGACGUCCUGUCCGAGUCUGACCUCAGCCUGCUGCUGGUGAACCCAGACGGCCCCACCAUCACGCGCCUGAACGAGGUGCAGAGCGCCGAGAGGCCCCUCUUCCUGGUGCACCCCAUCGAGGGCUCCAUCACGGCCUUCCGCACGCUCACCGCCAAGCUCAGCGUGCCCUGCUACGGCCUGCAGUGCACUAAAGUCGCUCCCCUGGACAGCAUACAGAGUUUGGCCUCCUACUACGUGGACUGCGUGCGCCAGGUGCAGCCGGAGGGCCCCUACCGCAUCGCGGGCUACUCCUUCGGCGCCUGCGUGGCCUUUGAAAUGUGCUCUCAGCUGCAGGCCGCCCAGAAGGCUGUGGAAUACCUCUUCCUGUUUGACGGCUCGCACUCCUACGUGGCAGCGUACACACAGAGUCACAGGGCGAAGCUCACCCCUGGCAACGAAUCUGAAGCUGAGACUCGAGCCUUGUGCGCCUUCAUCCAGCAGUUCACUGGCACAGAGUACAAGGAGCUGUUGGACAUCUUGCUGCCCCUGUCAGACCUGGAGGCCAGAGUGAAUGCGGUAGUGGACCUGAUAACCGGCAGCCACAAGAACAUGAACCGGGAGAACCUGCACUUUGCAGCCUCCACCUUCUACCACAAACUUAAGGCUGCUGACCGCUACGUACCGGCCGCCAAAUACCACGGCAACGUCACCCUCCUGCGGGCCAAGGCCAGCAGCGAUUACAGGGAAGGACUGGGUGCAGACUACCGGCUACAUGAGGUGUGUGAUGGGAAGGUAUCGGUCCAUGUGAUUGAGGGUGACCAUCGCACCUUCCUGGAGGGCGAAGGUGUGGAAUCCAUAACUGGAAUCAUUCACAGCUCACUGGCUGAGCCCCGUGUCAGUGCCAGAGAAGGUUAAAGCGCCUCCCAGUCCUGUACCGGCAUUCCUACAACCCGUACACAAAAGGCCCCGCCCCCUAACCUCGCCUCCCUCAGCACUGGACAGACUCCACAUCAUCCAGCACUGGACUGUUCCGAAACGCUUUUCACCAGCUAGACAGUGGCCUUGUCUUCAACAUCUUUAGUACAAACUUUGACAUGGUGUAAUCUGCUGUGUGCAAAAUAUAUCCCUGUAUACAUGCUGUACCAAUACAGUUUUAUGUUUUUUUUUGUUUGUUUUUUUUUGUACUGUCCUGUUUAUUUUUAUCAUGUUUUGCAUUAUAAAUAUAGUAUAGAAUGCACGAGUUACCAUGAUCUAUAAUGGCACUGUAUAAUGGCGUGUGGCAACUAAUUUUAGACAAAAAUUGAUAAUGAUAGACAUAACCUGGUGUCUGAAAGGUCUGCUAAAGGGUUUUUAAAGCUAUAUAGUAUUUGCAUAUUGAUACUUGAUAAUAUGCCAAGCUAUAGUGGGCCCUAAUGAUGCAGACCACUUCAACUUACACACUACACAGCCUAGCGUAUUACAGUGCAGAGCUACCCUGUAUAUGUCUAGAGGUGCCUGAUAACCACUGUUAAAUGUGCUGAAACUGUAGUUUAGUGAAGAGGAUACCUGUAUAAAAUGUUGCUUUUUAGUAUAAUCAGUAACGCUUUAUUAAUUACGGCAGACAUACCCUAGAUGGUGUCUUUGUAGGUGCUCUUUAAUUUCAGAGCUGAUUGCAUUGCCUUGCAAAGAUGCUGGAACUGUCUGUUAUAUCAAUAGAGUAAUUUUGACAGGAGGAAGGUACACUGAUCCAUAGUGCUGCUGGAAAUGCAUCAGCCCAGACAAACCAAAAUAUCUUUACGUUGAGCGUGUUUUAAAAAAUAUAAUUAAAACACAUGGCAUGCCAGUCAGUGCAGCGACACUUUCUGUAGUUUUGCUUGUAAUAACGUGCUUAGGAGAAAAAUGUACAUUCCUGCUAUGGAAGUUAGGGAAUUAGUUUAAAAAAACAAAAAAAAAAAAACGCCAAAUUGCUUUCUGAGAAGGUCAGUACUGAAGUACGUGUAUUCAGUUUCUUGGUAUUUGCUGGAAAAAGCUGUAUCGUUUCUUUUAAUCAUGUGGUCUGAUCUUUAGGAUGGCUGCCCCGAGUUCUGCCUAUUUCAUUCUUGCUUAAUGCUUUGUGUUUUGAAUCUGAGAACUAUUUGGUUCAAAUACUACUGUUUUAGGCCAAAUUACUGCUACAGUAUAACUACUAAAAUACUUAUCUCACCAUUUAAAUGUAUGGAAAUCUUUAUAUUGGGAUAUUCCUUCGAUACAUGAUUGUACGGAUAAUGUUCAUUCCUCAAAUAUAAGAAGUUAAGUGUUAAAAUUGGAAAAUCACCAGUACUAGGUUAUAAGAGACAAUGUGUUCCAAAUAUUUGUAUUCAUCUCCAAAUGCUAACUGGUCUAUUCUAUUUGAACUGCUGUAUUAACAAAAAUAUCAUCGUCAGAUUAAUUGGACAGAAUUCUUUGUAGAGUAUGUGUAAAUAAUAUAGGUGGAACAGGCAGUUUAUGCCAUUUGGUCCAGAAGAAAUGCAUUUAUGUGAAGACCACUAUUCCAGCCAUCACUCCCAGACCUUGAUUGAUCGACUGGAGAAUGCAAAAGGAGACCGAUUCAGCCAGCAACAGUCUGAUCUGAUUUCUGAGACUCAAUCGAGUCAGUGAAGAAUCUGAUUUCUACUUUAAGUGUCAUUGUUUGCAGUGUUAAGGAAGAGAAACAAUUGAGUGUUCCUCUGUUUUUUAUCAUUAUUGUUCUUUUUUUAAUUCAAUGCAGUAAUUUUCAAGUAUUUAUUGUACUAGUCCAAAUAAAUAGCUAUCACUAAA
Anguilla anguilla (European eel) is the source of this 9608-nucleotide messenger RNA. It is a transcript of the gene fasn, whose product is annotated as fatty acid synthase. Lineage: Eukaryota; Metazoa; Chordata; Actinopteri; Anguilliformes; Anguillidae. The transcript is spliced from 42 exons. The record is from RefSeq and is a predicted model, not a curated record. Gene Ontology annotation, biological process: fatty acid biosynthetic process. Gene Ontology annotation, cellular component: cytoplasm. The coding region runs from base 204 to 7748 and encodes 2514 amino acids. Gene Ontology annotation, molecular function: phosphopantetheine binding; fatty acid synthase activity; oxidoreductase activity.